Messenger RNA from Cantharellus anzutake, 379 nucleotides. RefSeq lists its product as uncharacterized. NCBI's taxonomy places the organism in Eukaryota, Fungi, Basidiomycota, Agaricomycetes, Cantharellales, Hydnaceae. Bases 11 to 274 code for a protein of 87 amino acids. The transcript is spliced from 3 exons. The record is from RefSeq and is a predicted model, not a curated record.
GUUGUGGGCUAUGCGGCAGGCUAUGAGUGAUGUGUGGCUAUAUUCCAGGUUCCUGAUAGCUCUUGGAUCUUCUAUGCUUUGGAUUCCGACUCGAAAAUCUGCAACUCCUAAAACUGCAAAUGACCUCUUUUUGUGGUUCAAUUAUUUCCCUUCUCCCGAGACUUCUAUUGCCAUCCAAGCCCAAUCCCACGGCUUCCACCUUCCUCUAAGCACGCUUCCCUUUAAUCUAGGUCCAUCUCUUGUCCUUGAUCUACGAUUUACGUUCCGCAGGUGACCCUGAAAGGAGUCCGAUAUCCUCGUACCGUUUUUGCAUUUGUCGCCCAAGGGCCCAAAUAAUCGACAAUCCUAAACCCGCCAAUGAGGAAGAGUAGUGGGUACU